This is a messenger RNA of Ilyonectria robusta, 924 nucleotides long. RefSeq lists its product as uncharacterized. The record is from RefSeq and is a predicted model, not a curated record. The coding region runs from base 1 to 924 and encodes 307 amino acids. Gene Ontology annotation, molecular function: ATP binding; protein kinase activity. The transcript has a single exon. Gene Ontology annotation, biological process: protein phosphorylation. NCBI's taxonomy places the organism in Eukaryota, Fungi, Ascomycota, Sordariomycetes, Hypocreales, Nectriaceae.
AUGCUCAAAUUGGUCAACCAACGCAACGUCUGGGGUGUUUUCCGCCUCCUCAGCCAGCAUGACCUGAGCAGCGUUGAACGUCUUCGGGAAGGUCUUGAAUUCGACACGCCCCGAGUGUUUCCCGCCACUGCCGCAGCCAGCAACUCCACGGCUAAUCCCCAUGUCAGAGGCGUCCUCGAUUUCACCCAACCAAAGAGUCAACCUUCGACAGGAGGGAACACCAUUCGGUCUUUUCAGAACUUGAUCCUCUCUUGCUUGGUUGUUGCUCCUCUCGGAAAACCCCUUCAAAAGUUCAAUGACAAAUUACAGCUUCUCGAGGCGCUUCGCGACGCCAUCAAGGGCCACAGAGACCUCUACAACAACGGCAUUCUUCACCAAGAUGUCUCCAUCUGGAACGUCAUGAUUGUAACAGCGAGUGGCCCAGGGGAUCCAAAGGGCAUCCUCAUUGAUCUCGACAUGGCAGCCAAACUUGAGGACCUUCUUCCCGACGGGAGAUCCUCGGUAAGUAUACCACUGUUCAUGGCCAUUGAGGUCUUGAUAUAUAAACGACACACAUACCGCCAUGACCUCGAGUCCUUUCUCUAUGUUCUUCUCUGGAUGUCCAUCACCAAUCGAUCCGACGGGCUUCCAGAGGAGAGCAUGAUGAAGCAGUGGACCAAAGAGGGUGACCCUAAUCAACUAGCAGCGCUCAAACAUCACGACAUGAAAGAGGAGCAUUUCGAGACAAUGCUUCAUGAUUUCGACCCCGAAUUCCACGAUGUCAAGAUUCUCGCCCGGGCUUUUCACGCCAUCAUAUUUCCGACUUUGGAGGACGGAUCACUGUUCGUGGGAACAAAGAGCGACGCAUCAUCAGCCGGCGAGAUGUACCAGGCAAUCAUUGAUGUUUUUGAUGGUGCGAUUGGUCGGCUUGGCGCGAAGAUGUAG